AUGUCGGGGCAAAACUCUCCCGCAGCAAAGCGGCAAGCAUCGCGCAAACGUCUCGGAGGUGCUUGUAAGGCCUGCCAUGAUCGGAAAGUGAGGUGUAGCCUGGCCAAGUCUGGUCCACCCUGCGCAAACUGCUCAUUGGAUGAUAAAGAAUGUGAGCCUCGAGUUCGCAAGUCACAAAAACGAGUCGGACUCUCUGUCGCGGUGUCUGCUCAACAAGCACACGAUAGGACAUCCGCCUCGACUACCCCCUCGCAACAAGCGGUUCCGGGGUCAUUCAAUCUUUUUGGCAACCAUGACCAAGCAGAUGUUUCCAUAACUCUUGUUCCAUCACUAGAAGUAGACCUAGACGCACGUCCGGCAACCAGUGACUCCCGCCGUACUGUCCCCGGGAACAACAGUACUAGAGAACUAGACGACUUAUUGAGAGAUUCAGACGGCACCAAUGCCAUUGUUUCCGAGGCUUUGCCAGCCUGCAAUAAGAGGUCAGAUGUAUCCUGCUCUAGCAAUUACCGCCCAUUCCGGUCGCAUUUCAGCCACUUUGAGGAGGACGACGCGCUGAACACAGACUCUCUCCCAGCUGAUACACCUAUGUAUGGUGAUCCCACAGGCGUUUGCGCCGUCGCAAACAUUUGUGAGCCGGAAGGAGCAGAUAAGAGCGGCCACUUUCUUCUCCCAAAUGGUAUUUUUGCCUCACUCGACCCGAUAGAUCAAGAAUACUUGCGACGCAAGGGUGUAUUCAUGUUCCCUGAAGCUCGGGUACGUGAUAGCUUAGUUCGGGCAUACUUCCAUUACGUCCAUCCGUUCUUUCCCAUUGUCGACAUUCAAGACUUUCUUCCCAAGCAUGAAAGCGCCGCACUUGAUAAGAUUAGUGCUCAUCUGUUAUGGUCCAUGUACCUUGCGGCAUGCAAUUUCUUGGGGGAGGACGCAGUUCAGGCAGCCGGGUUCACAAGUAGAAAGGAAAUGAAGCGAUCAAUCUAUCGAAAGGCAAAGGCUCUAUACGACAUGCAACACGAAAAAGAUAGAACCACGUUGAUACAGGCUGUGCUGCUGAUGAGCUUUUACUCUUCUGAUACUGAAGAUAAGACAGGCCCGUGGCAUUGGAUCGGAGUCGCUAUUGGUCUCAGUCAGACGGCUGGACUACAUCGAAACCCUCACUCCACGGCAAGUCGUAUACCGCAGCAUCGUCAGAGACUCUGGCGACUUAUCUGGUGGUCAUGCGUCCAUCAAGAUGUAUGGUUCUCCGUUGGCAUGGGCAGGCCAGUGCGCAUCAACUUGGACGAUUGCGACACACAACUUCCAGUCGCUGCUGAUUUGGAUGCGUUGGCAUUAGGUGUUCCGGACACACUUCGCGAAAAGUACCUCCCAGCCCGCAUGCCCGAAUUAUCAGAGCUCUUUGUUGAGUUGAUAAAUCUUGCAAUCAUUCAAUCUAAUAUAUUAUCAACGCAUUACCGAGCUCGCCAGAUUAGGCCCAGUACAGCCGAUGUGAUGGAGGUCGAGAAGAGAAUAUCAGCAGUACAUAGUAAAGCGCGCUGGUUCAUAAGCUCUGAGGAUCUUAUGGUUUACUAUCACGCCUGCCAUCUGACGCUGUUUUUACAAUCGGUUCUAAUUGUCUUGUAUCGACCUUAUCUUCUGAGGUUGUCCGAGAAACACUCAUCCAGUCUGUCUCAGGGGCGGUACUCAUCAAUAGAGCGGAAAGCCCAGGCUGCUGCUGCAGGGUUUAACAAAAUUUUGGAGGCCUUGAUAACUGCAGACAUGGUCAUGGCAUGUCAGAAUAUUAUUUGCAUUGCCCUCGUUCCACCCAUGCAGCUUCAUCUCCUGAAUUCUACAUCGAGCAAGCCCCUCAUAGCGACAUUAGGACAACAAAGCCUUGACUUGUGUAUGCUUGUCGCCAAUGAACUACGCAAGACGUACUUUGGGGCGUCACUUUUACAUCAACUAUUCUCCCAGGCCCAGACUCAGAUAAGAAAUCGGCGGACUCUACAAGAGACAGCCAAGAUAACGAACCUCGAAACGCAGACGACGUGCUUAUCGCAUGGCCCGAUACAAGGAAGCCAGGACUUCACAGACACAGACAUCAUACGAAACCUCGGCUCUGUCCUUACAGGGUUCGAAGAUGACCUUACUGGAGAUGACUUUGCCAUGUUUAAUUUCGCGAUCGAUUCGUCAGAGGAUACUCCUUCAAGUCAGCGCAUUAGAUGGUAUCCAAAAUUACAUAUAGACAACUGA
Messenger RNA from Clonostachys solani, 2226 nucleotides. Lineage: Eukaryota; Fungi; Ascomycota; Sordariomycetes; Hypocreales; Bionectriaceae. The record is from the annotation of a GenBank genome assembly.